Messenger RNA from Rubroshorea leprosula, 924 nucleotides. Lineage: Eukaryota; Viridiplantae; Streptophyta; Magnoliopsida; Malvales; Dipterocarpaceae. The record is from the annotation of a GenBank genome assembly.
AUCCAUUCUCGGAAUAGCAAUUUUACGAUCCCGUUUUCAGUACUGGAAGCCAUGGCGACUGAUUCACCGAGUUCUGUUCGAAAGGUUGUUGUUCAUCUGAGAGCUACUGGCGAUGCUCCUAUACUUAAGCAAGCUAAAUUUAAGAUCGCUGGGACUGAGAAGUUUGCUAAAGUUAUUGAUUUUUUACGACGGCAACUACACCGGGAUACUCUGUUUGUCUAUGUCAACAGUGCAUUCUCACCAAAUCCUGAUGAAUUGGUGAUUGACCUAUAUAAUAGUUUUGGUUUUGAUGGUAAACUGGUGGUCAAUUAUGCAUGUUCCAUGGCUUGGGGCUAACUUGUGAUCAUUGUUCUGUCCGUAUGAACUGUUCAUUCUGUCAUGUUGCCAUAUGUCACUUGACAUCAUUUUAACUUAUCUCUUGCUUGCAAACAAACAAUGGCACAUAAUUGCUAGCAGUCUGAAGAAUUUGUACAGUGCGUAACAGCAUCCACAAUUCAAUUGUUUAGUUGUGCAUCUGUGGAGUUGAUUUCAACCCGUUUAUAAUUGAAAUUGUCAUAACUUUAAUAGAUUCACAUGAUAAAAUUACAUUCUGCAUAUUUCUGUGCUGUCAACAGAUUGAUGUAAAGACAGAUUGUCCUUGUUUCAAUCAAGCUAUCCUGUUUUUGUUACUCAUCUUUUGCCUGUCAUCCAUUAGAAACCAUGGUGACCGAUCUAGUAAGUAAAAGCAUUGUAUUCUGAUUGCUAGCUAAUAACCCUUAUCUCUCUGGGACACCCAAUCAAUUUCAAUAUCAACCAUUUAUAAUUCAUCAAUAUGCUCGGUUGGUUGGAUAAAAGAGCGAUUGGUGUUGGAGACAAUGGUUGUAGAAAAAUCAAUCUCUGCGGGGCUUCUCCGCGGCAUUUCUACAAUCAACUUCAAGUCAAUUC